Orussus abietinus is the source of this 6878-nucleotide messenger RNA. It is a transcript of the gene mam, whose product is annotated as neurogenic protein mastermind. Gene Ontology annotation, biological process: Notch signaling pathway; positive regulation of transcription of Notch receptor target. The record is from RefSeq and is a predicted model, not a curated record. Gene Ontology annotation, cellular component: nuclear speck; nucleoplasm. Gene Ontology annotation, molecular function: transcription coactivator activity. The transcript is spliced from 9 exons. NCBI's taxonomy places the organism in Eukaryota, Metazoa, Arthropoda, Insecta, Hymenoptera, Orussidae. Bases 1097 to 4672 code for a protein of 1191 amino acids.
GACAAUAGUCCCCUGCCGUUUGAACGAUGUGUGCCCCGGUACCCACGCGCAGUUCCGUUAAUGGUACCGCGCGUUCACGAGGGCCAAUCGAAAGAGUCGUUAGCGCGCGUAACCGUCGCCGGGGUGAUCGCGCGCCGUCGUGUCCGUGAGUGCCCGCCGCGUCGAGCUCCGGGGCCGAGAGAGCGUGGCCCCGCGUCCGCGCGUCCCCGAGUCGCGCUCGCUCGGUGUGACAGUCCGCGGAGUGAGGUUAUGUAAUUGUUUGAAAGACUCCGAAAUACCGACGGUCGGGAUGACACGCGACGGCGCGUCGGCCCACGAGGAGCAGCGGCCCGCCGCGUCGCCGCGACCGCGCCGGAGGGCCGGCCGACCGGGCCUAACCUCAAAACUGUGAGAGGACGCAAGCGAAAGUGAAACGCGCCGACCCCGAGACAUCCUUGGAGAGUCCAUCGGCGGAUUCGCUGGUCUACGGAUAUAUUUAAGGUGACACCACCCGGCGAUCCGGCUAGAAAGUGGAACCCUCUCCCGGUAGGGAGCGACCACGUGCGUUUGACGUCUCACCGGGCCACGUGACCCGGAGGGUCGGCGUCGUCUCGAGGGGAAGAGAAAUAGGAGGAGGAAGACUGGUGGAAGAGGAUCUUCUUCGUUGGAACCCCGGGAACGCAUCGACCAGCGACGGUGGACAUUUCGAGGGGUCGAUCGACCUAGGGCCCUUCGUCCUCCGGUUAAGGAACGCCCUCGAGGAUGCAGCCUGGAUCGUCUACGAGGGAUCGAUUAUCCGGGCGAGAAACUGGAGGCGGGAAACACGGCGAGGCGAGAUAAGGGCGAGGGAUCAGGGGGAGGAUGCUGCGACCUCGAUGCCUGGGGACCGUCCCUAGGUCCCAGGGUCGCGGCACGUAGAGGAGGCGAGGAGGUCGUGGAGACCGGCUGGAGGGCGCGACUCGCGGGCCCCCCGGGGACGAUGCUAGGGCCCGCGGACCCGCCGGCUCCGGGCCCAGCAGGAGCACCAGCAGCAGCGGAAGAGGCUGCUGCAACCAGUCGCAGCGGCAGCGGUUCUCACUGAGCGCUGGCGUAUCCUGGGGUGGAUCUAGGGGGCUGUAUGGAGGCCGGGGGCCUCCUGCCCCGCCAGCCCCCCCCGCAAGGCCCCCCAGGGGGCCUCACCGUCUGCGGGCCCCAGGGCCCCAACGGGACCGGCCAAUCGCCCGGCAGGCCCGGUGGUCAACCCGGCGCCGAGAUAACUGCUCCUGGCGGUGUUCCUAACCAGCUCAACGUUCCCGGUCAGCUGCAGCAGCAAUCCCAGCAGCUUCAGCUGCAGCAACAAAUGGGCCAGGCACCCGGCAUGGGUGAGGUGCUCACCCCCAAACGGCAGGCCGUCGUCGACCGGCUUAGGCGGCGCAUCGAGAGCUACCGCAGGAGGCAGACCGACUGCAUACCCAGGUUCGACCAGAGCUUCAAUGGACUCUGCGAGCAGAACAUCCAGGACACUCUGGUGCUUAAGCAACGAUUCCUCGAGAGCAAGGCCAAGCGACAGGCCAAGAAGACCGAUAAGAAGCAGAGCGAGCCCGUUGGACUCUCCGGCGUACACGUGGUAAGCCGCCUUUCCUUUGCCCAGAUCCAGUCGCUGGGGCGCUCGCCGACCCUCCAGAAAUUCCUGAAGAGGACUGCGGAGGAGUUGGAGCCGGCAGGAGGUGGAAGCGGGGAGGCGGGCUUCGGGGAGCCUCCGGUGAAGCUGCAGUGUACGCAGGCGCAGCACCAGCACCAGCAGGCCCCAGGAGGCGGGGGUCCCCCGCACCAUGGGCCCCAUGGGCCCCAUGGGCCGCAUGGGCCGCACGCGGCCGGGAACGGCUCCGGAUCCGCGGGGCCGCCCGGCGGCGGCGGAGGAGGCGGAGGCGGUGGGAGCGGCGGCCAGGGUGGCGGCGGCAGCUCCAACGAGGGUCUCACCAAGUUCUCCGUGGAGAUAGUCCAGCAGCUCGAGUUCACGACCUCGGCCGCCAACUCUCAGGCCCAGCAGAUCUCGACGAACGUGACGGUCAAGGCGCUAACGAACGCCUCGGUGAAGAGCGACCUGGUGAACUCGUCCUCGUCGCCGAAGUCGGGCCCCGAGACGCCGUCGGGGUCCUCCAGGGCUCAGAGCGGGCCUAGCGGUGGCGGGUCAGGUGGAGGAGGUGGAGGCGGAGGGUCGGGUGGCGGGGGAGGACCUCCUCCACCGGGCCCAGGGCCUCCUGGGGGUGGCAUCGGGUGCGUCGACAUUGGGAAUCUGGUCGAGUGCAAGCAGGAGCCCGACAACGAGUUCGUCGACCUGGAACAGUGCGCCGCCGCCCUGGAGAAGGACGCCGCCGCCAACGGGGCCGGAUUCCCCGGGUUCUCCGACUUCAUCGGGGACGACACCGGCGACGAGAUCAUCACCUCGGACGCGUUCAAGGAUCUCAUCUCCGAGAUCUCGGACUUCCACCCGGAGUUCAUGAAGGACUUCGACUUCGAGGACAAGAGCGUGGACCACCUCUCCGGGUCCGGGAACUCCGGGCCCAAUAACGUAACCAACAAUGGCCACAUCAAGAUGGAGGACGACAAGGAGGCCCUGCAUCAGCAGCAGCCCCAGCACCAGGGUAACAAUGGCAACGCCGGCCCUACCAACUCCAGCCCUGGAGGCACCCUGGCCGCGUCGCAGUACUCCCCGGCCAGGUUGCCGUACUCGGGCCUGGACUUCAAGUCCGAGAUGAGUCCCGCGGCUCAGACCCUGAAGCAAAUGGCCGAGCAGCACCAACACAAGAGCCAGCAGUUGGGACUUGGGUUCAACCCUGGGGCCAGUGCACCCAGGGGGCCCGCCGCGAGGUCUCCAUACGCCGAGUUCCCUCAGUUCGCCGGGGCCUCGGAUUACCUCGGCAGUCCCGGGGGUACCGUGCCACCCGGGGCCCAGGGACAGACCCCCACCGCCCAGGGACCCUAUCACAAGUCUGGAGGGAAUCCUGGCUUCCAGGGCCAGCAGGGCGACAUGUUCGUCGCCGGCCAAGCCCAAUUUGCUGGACUCGCCGACAUGAAGAGGCCCCAGCCUGGUGCCGCUGGGAAACCUGGCAUGCUGGGCCCCACCGGAGGGUACAAGCAACAGUAUUCGCCCUACGGGAGCCCCGGGUCCAUGCCCAACCAUGGAAGCCCAGGGUAUCCCCUGCCUCCUAGGGGCUCCCAGAACGCCGGGCCCAACCAGCCUGGGUCGCAGGGACCCUUCACCAGCUCCACACCUCCCAGGCCCCCCUCCGGACCUGGGACCUCCACGCUGCAGAUCAACCAGGCCCAGCAGCUGCACAUCACCAACCCCAAUCACCAGAUUCAGGUGUCCGCGGGUCAGCACAUGCAGCUGACGGGCGACCUGAAGCCCGGGGUCUCGGUGGCCGCCCAGCAGGGCAUGUACUUCAACCAGCAGCAGGCCCAGAACCAGUCGGGCCCCGGGGGCCAGGCCGACACGUAUUGCUCGGUCUCGCAGUCCCAGACGAUCAACUUCACCCAGCAGAGCCUGCGGCAGCGCGCCGCCGCGGCGGCGGGCGGAGUGCCGCAGCAAGGGGCCCCCAGCGCCGCGCGCGGCCACCCCCAGCAGGUGCCACCUGGCCAGGUCGACCAGCAUCAGCACGCUAAGCUGCUGCAGCAGCAACAGCAGCAGCAACAGAUAAUGCGCGCCCAGCAGGUGAUACAGCAGCAGCAGCACCUGGCCGGAGGUAUGGGGGGCAUAAGGCCCCCGCCCCCGGAGUACAAGGCUACCCAGGCCCAGAUGAUGCACGCCGGAAUCGGGAUGGGCCAACAGGCCAGGUUUCCGAACGCGGGACCGAUGCGUCGCGUUGCGCAGCAACCAAUGCCCCCUUCCGGUCCGAUGAUGAGGCCGCAGAUGACGCAGCAGCAGCAGCAGCAACAGCAACAACAGCAGCAGCAGCAAGCCUUACACGCGGCAGGGGGCAACAUGUAUAUGGGAGGUGGAGGCAUGGCCGCGAUCGGGGGCAUGCACCAAAUGCACCAGAGAUUGGGAUACCCCAGGACGAACAACCAGAGGCCGCCGAACGUGAGCGUGGGUCCUCCGGACGGGCUGGGGAACAGCAUCGUGGGCCGCGGCGCCCAGCAAGAGUGGAGGCACCUGCUGAUGCAGCAACAGGGCUUCCAGGCGCAGAUGCGGCCGCAGUUCAAUCAGCAGGGCCACCAAGGUGGCUUCGGGAUGGGUGGGGCAGGUGGGAUGCAGAUGAGCGCAGCGCAGAUGCAGCAUCAGCUGAUCCGCUCCCAGAGCGGCGGCAUGCCCGGUGCAGGGAUGGCGAACAGCUCGCAGAUGCAGCAACUCCUGACCCAGCAGCACCAACAACAGACCCUGGCCAUGCAGCAGAGCAACAGCCAGAUGUCCUUGCAGAUGCAGAUGUCCCAGUCGACCUCGGUCAACUCCGUGGCCACCACUGGCACAGGUUCCCCGAUGCACCCGCACCAGCAAUACGGCUCCGGUAGUCCAGGCGUCCGCGGCAUGCAGCAGCAACAGCAACACAGCCAGCCACCCCCAGCUGCGAACGAUCCCACGGUGUCGGCAGCCGCCGACUUCAGCCUCGAGUUCCUGGAGAACCUUCCCUCGGGGGACACGUCCAACUUCAGCGCGCAGGAGCUCCUAAAUUCCCUGGACUCCACGGCCGGGUUCAACCUGGACAUCCUGUAAGGACUCCUCUCGCCCUGAUCGGCGGACUCCACGAAGGGGUCCUUGUCCAAGUUGGAGGAGGAUCCAGCGGUGACCCACCCACGUCUUCGACGUUGGUGCCCGAGGUCGUCCUGGACCUGGUGUUCCAGGACGAAAUGAGGGGCAUGAAAGAACGCAAGGACCUGGAUGGUACCUGGGCGAGUCGUCAGCUAAAAGGCGAAACCCUUCGCACAGGGUGGAUCAACUUCUGGAAGGAGGCACGGUUCUCCGAUUCUCCAAGGUCGUCGCCAAGCCUUGAGCGAAAGUUUCCCCUAGGAGAGGGCCUCCUCGUGCACUGGGCUCUCUUCCUCCUCUCUCCGGCGUCAGGGAAAGCCCCUCUAGUGAGAUCCAUCAUCUUCCACCUGAAACGAGUGCACGAUAGCCGAAUUAGCCUUGAAUAGCCUUGAAAAAGCCUCUAACCCUGAAGACCUCUCCGAAGACUUCCGAUCCCAAGACCCCCCAACCCUCCCCGAAGACGUGGAGGAGAGGAAGGGUCGACUCCGUCACGUGGGGGCCCGAGCCGGGGCCUGGUGACGACGUAACGACUAGUGUAGCAUUAUUUAACCGCGUGAGGUCAAGGGCGGGUCUCUAUACAAUUAAGCGAAAGUCAAUUAUAACGCUAAUCGAGGACGAGUUAGCUCCCGGCGACGCAGCCAGGUAGUCGUCGGGGUCGCGGCGAGUCCCCAGGGUGCCCAUUGGUCUCCCCGGAGAACCGCCGCGAGGCCCGCGAGAUGAACCUCGAAGAGGACGCCGAAGACGAGUGAUCGAGGACGGGGAAGUUCGGCUCCGUCGCGCGGGAGUCGCGCCAGGGGAUCGCGACGACCCCCUCCCAUGUACAUAGGUAUAUAACGUAGCGGAAGAGCUCGGCCGAGGCCAGUCGCACUCUCAAGAGACCUCGAGGAGACCUCUCGGACCCCCGACUCGGCGACCGGACGUCCCCGGGCACUCCUGUAUUUAUUGUAUUAAGUUAAGUCGAGGAGGCGUUCGGUCGCCGCGCGAGGUUACCACCGUCGCGACGCCCCCAGGGUCCCUCCUCUGCGAGGAUCUCGUCCCCGUUCGCGGCUAAUCUUCCAAAUAGCGAUGCAUUCCAUAGGUAAAUCGAGGUGCCAGGGUGAGAUCCAGGCGAGGAGACCUCGAGGUCUCGUCCCCACCUCGAAGAAGGCGAUCGGGCGUCGCGACGGCGGAGGAGCUCGAGGGAGACCUCGCGCCCUAGGUGUCCGAGACGCGACCGGGGAAGAACGGCGAGAACGAGAAGAGGAUCUUCCCCGGCCGACUGGGAGGGAGGAAGCACACAUUGGGGCCACGAAACACACAUAAUCUAGAGAGGAGCCAGGGGUGGUGUCGAGGGGUGCGCCGGGACGGAGGGGCCAGGCGUCUUCUGGUUCCCGUGUCAAUAUUACUCGUGUAAAUCAACGGCGGAGAGGGGUGAAGUCGACCUCGAGGAAAAGUGCCGAAAAAUGAUCGAGGGAUGCAAGGGUGGGAGCGAGAGGCUCUUAAAAAAAAAUGAAUAAGACGGUGGGAGAAAAUAUCUACGAGGAAUGAGAAGCAUCAGGGACCAACUUAGGGGACAGAAGACGCCUAAAAGAGAGCGUCGAUUGGCUAAAUCGUCGCGCCGUUUACCUCGGAGAGCGCGUCGCGAUGUCUAGGAGGUCUGUUCUCGAGAGCGUCUCGAAAAGCCCCCCUUUUCGGAUUUUUGAUAAGCUAGAGAAAUUUAAAAAGUAUAUAUAUUAUAUAUAUAUAUAACGUGUACAUAUGUUAAAAGAGAAUCCGUUAGGUCUGCAGCAUUCCCAAAAAAAGAAACAGAAUAUUACUUCGCCCUGGGUUCGGUUCCUCUCGAAAUCGUCCCACGCUCGUCACGUGUACUUGUCUCUAAUUGUGUGUUACGACUACUUUCUUUUUUUCUUUACAAUACGUCGUAUUGCUACCGGGUGUACGUAGGAGCGUGUAUCGAGAACAGACCUCUCGGGUGAGUCCCCCAGGACCCUGAAGACCCGGGGACCGUCCCGGGAGGAGGGGUGCGUACACUUAAUUAAUUUGUAAUAUUUAUAAUUUUACAAAUACCGGGCAUUUCGCGUAGGAUUAGACACUGGCAGACACACACAGUACACGCGCGUACCCACACGUUGGCGAUGCAAAGCUCUGUUAUAUAUAUACAUAUAUAUAAUAAAUGCGUUGAGUUCCUACAGAA